GAAAGUGGUUUGCGCCCGGUGAAGCGCUCCCUCCUGGGUACGUGAUCACGGCCCACCCCGAAGGUCACACGACUCCGCAGGAAACAGACAACGUGACGGAAAAGGCUCGCGACUGGAUUUCGGCCGUGAAGCAGAGGCCCUUUGACUUCAAGAAUCCAGGUGCUCCUGACGUGCUGAGCGAGGCAAAGACGCUGAUAGCACGCCUCGAGACCAUGGGAUGGAAAGGUUCUGUGCGAACAAGUGGCCCUGAUGUUCCUGUUUCCCC
Molecule: messenger RNA, 265 nt
Organism: Symbiodinium pilosum
Lineage: Eukaryota; Dinophyceae; Suessiales; Symbiodiniaceae
Source: the annotation of a GenBank genome assembly